Messenger RNA from Blastomyces gilchristii SLH14081, 2999 nucleotides. Its product is annotated as protein yop1. The transcript has 7 exons. Bases 289 to 801 code for a protein of 170 amino acids. Lineage: Eukaryota; Fungi; Ascomycota; Eurotiomycetes; Onygenales; Ajellomycetaceae. The record is from RefSeq and is a predicted model, not a curated record.
UGUAAUGAUACAUAACUCUACAUACUCCGUACACGCUCGAGACAGGCUUAAUUAUUAAUACCGAAUACAUUACGUCGUUUGCUCGUCACAAGAGCGAUCUACUCUGCGUAUUUAUUCCGGCCUGAAUAAAUAAUAUUAAAUACCAACAACACCUUUGGAAGCGGGCUUGCCAACCUCCUUCAAUCUCCAUCCCAUCCGCCAACUUCCAACCUCCUCCUGUUAUUUUUCGUCCACCCUCUGUCCUCUGUUUCAAUUUAGUAGCCUGUCCGCACGCACACCGCAUCCACCAUGUCUUUCCAAGAUCGUGCCCAGCACCAGAUCGCUCAGAUCGAUAAGGAGCUGUCCAAAUACCCCAUCCUGAACAACUUCGAAAGGCAGACCUCUGUUCCAAAGGUCUAUGCCUUCCUCGGACUCGUCGGCAUCUACUUUUUCCUGGUGUUCUUCAAUAUUGGCGGAGCUUUCCUGGUUAACUUCGCUGGCUUCCUCAUUCCGGGAUACUACUCUCUCCAGGCUUUGUUUACAACCACAAAGACGGAUGAUACUCAGUGGUUGACGUACUGGGUUGUCUAUGCCUGCCUGACUGUUGUUGAGAGCGCUAUCAGUGCUGCCUAUUGGUUCCCAUUCUACUAUAUGUUCAAAUUUGUUCUUAUUCUGUGGAUGGCUCUUCCCCAGACUAGCGGCGCACAACUUGUCUUCCAUUCCUUCCUUCAGCCAGUCUUUUCCCGGUAUUUCACCAGUGGAUCUACUGCCUCCAACCUCCGCUCCCAGGCAGACCAGGCCACCAAGCCCCACUCGUCCUAAAACCAUGUCGAAAACAGAAAGAGAACGGUUGGUCCGGAAUUGAAAGGCGACAUAAAAAUUUCUCGGCUCUUCGUUUACGGUACCCAUGCGACUGAACUUCUGCCGCCAGCAGCUUGACUAGUUUUUUAUGUCUCCUUUCAACACCCGCUAGUUUUAUGAGACAUGAUAUAUAAGGUUUUUGUCAACAAAAUUGUAUCAGUGGAAGGGUUUCUUGUGCACAAUGCGGUUCUCUAUAUGUAGCAACCUCCCCCAUAUACUGAGAACUGCAAAAUUCGGUCCUCCUUUUUUUUUCGUUAUUUUUGUUAUUGUUCGUUUAGAUUGUUUUUGAGGAGCGUCGGUAUGAACGUCACGGAAUAUGGGGUGGCGAGUGAGGGGCAGAAGGAUCGGGGAUCCUGGGGGGCUCGUGUAACUCAUUUUUUUUUUGUUUCUUCUGUCUUCCGGUUCCCUUUUUUCCUUUAGGCAUUCAUAUUCAUAUUUUUCCAUCCUUUCGCUUCUCCUUUUAUGAUCCGUACUUUUCCCUGAAUUGUGAUAUAUACUAUUGGCCCCUGAUUCAAUAAUAUCGUUUCCCGUUUUUAUGGCUGCUGCCCCUGGGACGAUAGAAUAAUAGCAGGGAGCGAGAGAGUGGGACGACAUCGCUCUCUUCUUCCUUCUUGGGCGGGGGUUGUUCAGCUGGAGGAACCCCCUCUUAACUCCGUUGCGUGUUGAACGCUCAGCUUCCCGCUUUGACAAAAACCGGCGGUUACAGAUGAUAGGGGGUAAGGUAGGGUCUGUUUGCUUAAUCGCGACCCUGGGGAGAGGGGGGGGUUGCGCGGGAAUGUAGAGGAAAAACAUUUGGUGUAUCUUUGACGUGGGAAUGACUGCCACCGAUCACUUCGCACAUCGGAUCCGCAGAAACCUUGGAAGGCAGGGGGGGGGGGAUUGAGGGACUCAAUAGAGCCCAAACUUAUUGCCCCAACUGUCCAACUUGGGAUUCAGCACGAUCUGAUACGGGAACGGAUUCGAGUCGCUCGUGGUAAUAGGCGGGAUGUGAUCUUUGUCUUUAUUGACGAUAGCAACGAUUUUAAAUGCGGCCUUUUGCAGCAUUUUCUCCAUGGCUUUGCGGACUUUUGCGCGAUCUAGUUAACCGGGGGAAGAAUUGAGUUGAGUAUAUAUAUUAGUUUUCCAAGCGUUUGUAAACAAAGGGGGGACCAAGAAGAAAGUAGCACAUACCCGACUCCGUCCGCGGCGUCGCAAUCGUAACAUCAACCGUCCAAAUCUCCCAACAUACCUCCUCCUCAUUCAUUCCCCCACCUUCCCUACCACCACCACCACCACCACCACCGCUCCCCCCAGCACCCCCCCUCCCCGCCAACCCGCCCACAAGCCACCUCCCUCCCCCAACAAGCCCGGCCCCAAACCCCAACGGCCCCGCACUAGCCUUCCUCCUCCUCUUCUCGAAAAACUGCACAGCAAUGCGCCCUCGCACGCCGCCAUUGGGCGAAUUGGCCGACGACGAUAGAUGCUGGCGGAUCAGGGAGUUGACGCGGGCGUCGAUGAGGGUUUCGAGCUCGACGUCGCUAAUGGCGGGGAGGGUGAGGUUUAGGACGUCGAAGGAGGUGGGGCGGAUGCAGGGGAAGUAGCGGUGGAAGAAGAUUGUGUGGAGGAUGCCUGUUGUUUGUUGUUUGUUGUUAGUUUGUUAGUGAGGUUUUAUAUAUAUAUAUAUAUAUAUAUUUAAGUGGGGGGUUUGUUAGGGGGAAGGAGUUGUAGGAGGAGGGUGAAGAACAUAUUCUGUGUGCUGUGCUGUGGUAUUCAGACGGGUAUAUAUACGCACCUUUCACAAUAUCCUUAACGGAAGUGGGAUCAGCGAAGACCUCGAGGAUAUACUCUGGAGGCUUGCGAGGAUCCGUCUUUGGCGACAACAUGGUUAACUAUUUGUUUUCUUUCCGUUUUCCGUUUUCCUUCUUUCUCCCACUCGAUCCUUGUUAUACAAUCUAAUAUAUAUCUUGGUUCUCCCCCCUUUUUUAUUCUUUUUUUUUUUUGCUCUUCUCCGUGCGUUUUGCGUAGGGAUGCUUUUCUUCCUUUCGAACGAUUGUCCGCGAAUGUUAAUAGAUGUCCAUGUGCGGAAGACAGAAAUGCGAUUGUGGGAGGUGGAGCGGGGAAAACGAGGAUGUCAUUAGUGUGAAGCACAGACUGCGGAAGGGGUUUUUUUUUUUCUUUUU